This is a messenger RNA of Pan troglodytes (chimpanzee), 2659 nucleotides long. RefSeq names its product proliferation-associated protein 2G4-like. NCBI's taxonomy places the organism in Eukaryota, Metazoa, Chordata, Mammalia, Primates, Hominidae. The record is from RefSeq and is a predicted model, not a curated record.
AAACGAGAUUGCAGUGGUGGUAGUAGGAAGAUGUCAGGCAAGGAUGAGCAGCAGGAGCAAACUAUCGCUGAGGACCUGGUCGUGACCAAGUAUAAGAUGGAGGGUGACAUCGCCAACAGGGUACUUUGGUCCUUGGUGGAAGCAUCUAGCUCAGGUGUGUCGGUACUGAGCCUGUGUGAGAAAGGUGAUGCCGUGAUUAUGGAAGAAACAGGGAAAAUCUUCAAGAAAGAAAAGGAAAUGAAGAAAGGUAUUGCUUUUCCCACCAGCAUUUCAGUAAAUAACUGUGUAUGUCACUUCUCCCCUUUGAAGAGCAACCAGGAUUAUAUUCUCAAGGAAGGUGACUUGGUAAAAAUUGAACUUGGGGUCCAUGUGGAUGGCUUCAUCGCUAAUGUAGCUCAUACUUUUGUGGUUGAUGUAGCUCAGGGGACCCAAGUAACAGGGAGGAAGGCAGAUGUUAUUAAGGCAGCUCACCUUUGUGCUGAAGCUGCCCUACGCCUGGUCAAACCUGGAAAUCAGAACACACAAGUGACACAAGCCUGGAACAAAGUUGCCCACUCAUUUAACUGCACGCCAAUAGAAGGUAUGCUGUCACACCAGUUGAAGCAGCAUGUCAUUGAUGGAGAAAAAACCAUUAUCCAGAAUCCCACAGACCAGCAGAAGAAGGACCAUGAAAAAGCUGAAUUUGACAUACAUAAAGUGUAUGCUGUGGAUGUUCUUGUCAGCUCAGGAGAGGGCAAGGCCAAGGAUGCAGGACAGAGAACCACUAUUUACAAACAAGACCCUUCUAAACAGUAUGGACUGAAAAUGAAAACUUCACGUGCCUUCUUCAGUGAGGUGGAAACGUGUUUUGAUGCCAUGCCGUUUACUUUAAGAGCAUUUGAAGAUGAGAAGAAGGCUCAGAUGGGUGUGGUGGAGUGCGCCAAACAUGAACUGCUGCAACCAUUUAAUGUUCUCUAUGAGAAGGAGGGUGAAUUUGUUGCCCAGUUUAAAUUUACAGUUCUGCUCAUGCCCAGUGGCCCCAUGCGGAUAACCAGUGGUCCCUUCGAGCCUGACCUCUGCAAGUCUGAGAUGGAGGUCCAGGAUGCAGAGCUAAAGGCCCUCCUCCAGAGUUCUACAAGUCGAAAAACCCAGAAAAAGAAAACAAAGAAGGCCUCCAAGACUGCAGAGAAUGUCGCCAGUGGGGAAACAUUAGAAGAAAAUGAAGCUGGGGACAGGUGGGUCCCAUCUCCCCAGCUUGCUGCUCCUGCCUCAUCCCCUUCCCACCACACCCCGGACUCUGUGAAGCCCAGUUCUUCUUCUCCACCUAGGACCGCCAGCAGAGCAGGGGUCUCCCUGCCCCCACCCCAGUUCCCCAACCCACUCCCUUCCAACAACAACCAGCUCCAACUGACUCUGGUCUUGGGAGGCGAGGCUUCCCAACCACAGAAGACUACUUUAAAUGAAAAAAAGAAAUUGAAUAAUAAAGUCAAGAGUCAAAAAAAAAAAAAAAAGUGAUCUGGACUAGACUAGGCAAAUUACUAGCUUUGUGCUCUGAUACAUUACCAUUUGAAUCCCUUUUCUAAUCUCUGAUAUGGUAACAAUUAGAAAAUGGAUUUGCUUUUGGAUCAAUGGGCAAGAAAAGGAUUAUUUUCUAAAGUAAUUACCUGAAAGUUUGGCAACAUUGAAUAUAAAUUUUCCCUAAAAACCCUAAACUUUUGAAGUGAAAAGACCAUAGAGCAGCAUACCUAUGGACACGUUACUCAUAGAGACUAGCUUUUUAUCUCCCCAAAAUGAAAGGUUUUUUUUUUUUAAGUUUUAAGAAAUGAAAGAAAAUGCUAACACUAUCACUAAAAUUGACCAGCAUAUUCGGGGGAUAGCAAAAAAAAUAGUUAACUCUAACAUUAUUGGAGAAGUAUACAUAUGUUGCUUUUCUACUUGAAUUGCCCUUUCUGAAUAUUGGAAUUCAAUAUACAAAAGUUAAAUGUCAAUGUUGGCAGUAAAUCCUUUUGUCUUUUUUAAAAAACUAGAAAAAUCGCAGAGGUGUAUCAGACUCUCUGAGUUUCUCUAACUAUUAUAAAAUCAUAUCAUUACAGCCAUGAAGAAAUUUAGAUGUCAUGAAGAUCAAAUUCCUCAUUUUAUAGAUGAAGAAACAAAUUCAGACAGGAUAAUUAAUUUAUUUAUAAAAUACUAUUAUUAUUAUUGCCAGUACUAUGCAAGGCACUAGUAUUAGCCUGAGGAUUCAGCAGUGAACAGGACAGAUGUGGUCUCUUGCCCUGAAUCACCACAAAGUUAAUGGAGGAGCUGGAACCGGAAAUGAGCCUCUAGAUUUCAAACUGAAAGACUUCCAUUAAUCAACUACUGACUCUAUACCAGACCCUAAGUGUUUCACCUAACAUUAAGUCAUAUAACCUUCACUAAUUUAGAAUAAGGUGGAACAUGCCUUCCCACUCCCGAUGUCUCUCCUGUGUGUAGGGAGCUCUUUUACCAUAAUAAUCCUGGCUCCUCUUUGUUGGCUUAUUUACUUUACCCAAGGGGAGAGUGACUUAUCUGAGUUAGGAAAGAGUAACAGCAUGAGUAAUCCAGCCCCUUCCCUUCUCUUUUUUUGGGGUGUUGGGGGACUGAGCUGUCUGAAGGGAAUGUUUGUUCGGGUUUGCUCUUCCAGGCCCUAAGGAGAACAGGA